This is a messenger RNA of Carcharodon carcharias (great white shark), 1268 nucleotides long. It is a transcript of the gene ankrd22, whose product is annotated as ankyrin repeat domain 22. Gene Ontology annotation, molecular function: protein binding. The record is from RefSeq and is a predicted model, not a curated record. The transcript is spliced from 7 exons. Lineage: Eukaryota; Metazoa; Chordata; Chondrichthyes; Lamniformes; Lamnidae. The coding region runs from base 304 to 876 and encodes 190 amino acids.
AGCUUAAAUACAACCUUGCCCAACGUACAGGCUAGGAACCGACACUCCCACUGUGUGGUCACCUCCGAUAUCGGUAUCACCGGUUGUUGAAAGCCAGGGCCAUUUAUUUGAAAUAGGUUAGAUAUUUGCAUUUUACGGCCGUUGGAUAAAGCUCCAAAGGACUGAGGGAAUCAGCAAGGCAGGGAGUGUUCCCCUCGGUUUUCAGUUACUAUUGGGACACACACAGCAGGCUCAGCCAAGAGAGGCAGAGUUCGAGUUUCAACUGUACACUGCUGCCUGGCGCGUGGAGAGUCCAGGGCACAGAUGGGAAUCUUGUACUCCGAGCCGAUCUGCCAAGCAGCAUAUGAAAAUGAUUUUCAACAGCUGAGGAAACUGCUUCAGGAAAACAAUAAUGUGAAUACACAAGAUGGGACGUAUGGAGACACCCCCCUCAUCGCUGCGUGUAGAGCAGGCAGAGUUGAAAUAGUACGGUAUCUUCUGAGAAAAGCAGCCAAUGUCAAUGUCAAAAACAAGAAGGAACGAACAUGUUUACAUUACGCUGUCAAGAGAAGAUUCUCCUUUCUGGACUACCUGCUGAUCAUUAUCUUGAUGCCUGUGUUGCUUCUGGGCUACAUCAUAAUGGAAUCAAAGAAGAGUCGGAAUGAAACGUUGAUCAGGAUGUUGGUGAAUGCUAAAGUGGAUGUAAAUGCAACAGACAAUAAAGGUAACUCGGCACUUCAUUAUGCUUGUCAAAUGAAGAAUAAAAGGAUUAUUUCUAUUCUCACUCAAGCAAAUGCUGAUGCAUCAAUUGCUAAUAAGAAUGGAGAAACAUCCCUGGAUAUUGCCACCCGAUUAAAGUUCCCACAGAUUGUCGCGAUGCUGCAGAAGAAAUCAUAGAAAGCUGAAAUCUGUGUAUCAUUGUUUGGAUCCAGGAACUGAAAUUGAUCUGAGUUCGCCAGGUCCAUCCAGGCCUCCCUAGAUGCCAUUAAAUAUUCCUGUGCAUGAUAUGAUGAAGAAAAUGUGAAGUUAAAUUACCUACUUCUGUAUCGUUGCAAUCAUUCUUUGAACCGCAGUAUUCUACAACCAAGGCUCCAUUUUCUGAAAACAUAGUUGCUGUAGACAGGGGAAGAAGAUUUCUAAAUUUAAACUUCCUUACAAAUUGGACAUUGAUGCUCCAUUACCUCACCAACCAUCCAGCUGGAUGUAGUCCCAUGACAAGUAGAUUACCAGUUGUUUUUGUGAGACCUACCUGUAUUACAAACUAUCUUUAUUAAAAUGGUUCUAAUGAG